AUGGACAGGAAGCACAAAGGGAAUGGCCGGGCUCUGGGAAGGCAAGUACUGCUUCUCUCAUUAUUGUCUUUCUGCAGCUGGGCUGCUUCAGAGCAGAUUCAGUAUUCCAUACCCGAAGAGAUGCCAAAGGGUUCUAUUGUGGGUAACCUUGCCAAAGAUUUGGGUCUGAAUGCCAGAGAACUAGCACAGCGUAACCUACAUGCUGUCUCUGUGGAUGAUAUGCAAUAUUUCACAAUCAGUGCAGAGAAUGGAAAACUCUAUGUGAAUGACAGAAUAGACAGGGAAGGGAUUUGUGACACAGCUGCACUUUGCCUUGUUAAUUUUGAGGCAGUGGUUGAAAACCCUCUGAAUAUUUUUCAUAUUACUGUAGUGAUUCAAGACAUUAAUGAUAAUGCACCAUAUUUUGCAAAUGAAAACAUCAAGUUGGAAAUAAUUGAAUCCAGUUUACCAGGCACAAGGUUUCUUAUUGAGAAAGCUAAAGAUCCUGACAUUGGUAUGAAUUCUCUUCAGAAUUACCAGAUCAACCCCAACCAGUAUUUCACUGUGGAAGUUAAAGAGAGUAAGGAUGGGGGGAAAUUUGCAGAGUUAGUACUGCAGAAAAUGUUGGAUCGUGAAAGGGAACACUCUUUCCAAUUGACUCUUGUAGCGCUAGACAGUGGAGAACCAAGAAGAACUGGUACUGCUCAAAUAUGGAUUGAUGUCACUGAUGCUAAUGAUAAUUUCCCCAUAUUCACACAAGAACUUUAUAAGGUCAGUUUGAAGGAAAAUGUACCUGUUGGUUCGUUUGUACUCCAGAUUGUGGCCUCUGAUGAUGAUGAAGGUCCAAACGCCCAGAUCACGUACCAAUUCAGGAACAUACCACUAAGUGACCAACAGAAAUUCAGCUUGGAUCCCAGGAAUGGAACUAUAACACUAGAAGGGCAAUUGGACUUCGAAGAAACCAAAGAAUAUAGUAUUCGAGUUGCAGCAAAAGAUGGAGGAGGAUUAGUGACCCACUGCAACAUCGAAAUAACAGUUCUUGAUGAGAAUGACAACUCCCCAGAGGUGAACAUUGUUUCCCUGUUUAACCCAGUCCCUGAAGAUUCCCUUCCUGGAACAUUAAUUGCCUUGAUCAAUGUAAAAGACAAAGAUACAGGGGACAAUGGGAAAGUUACAUGCAACCUAGAAAAGCAUUUACCAUUCAAGAUUAUUCCCUCUUCUAAUAAUUACUAUAAGCUGCAGACCGACAGUCCUUUAGACCGAGAAAAGCAUUCUGAAUACAAUAUUACAAUCACAGCCAGUGACCAAGGGACACCUGCACUCUCCACAAAUAAAACCAUCUCAUUACUUAUUUCAGAUAUCAAUGACAAUGCCCCUUCUUUUGAGAAACCAUCCUACACCAUCUUUGUGCCAGAAAAUAACCCUUCUGGUGCUUCCAUAUUCAAUGUGGAAUCCUUGGACCCAGACAUGGACCAAAACUCACGAAUCACAUAUUCCAUCCUCCAUAGCAACAUCAAGGAGCUCCCCAUCUCUUCAUACAUCUCCAUUAACUCUGAGACUGGAGCUCUCUAUGCCCAGAGGUCCUUUGACUAUGAACAGUUCAGAGAGUUCCAGCUUCAAGUGAGGGCCCUAGACAGUGGUUCUCCCCCUCUCAGCAGCAAUGUCACAGUGAGGGUGUUCAUUUUGGAUCGGAAUGACAACAGCCCACGGAUCCUGUCCCCUUCACAAGAAGCCAAGGGCUCAGCCUUGUUUGAGAUGGUACCUCGUUCUGCUGAGGCAGGAUAUCUGGUCACAAAGGUGGUGGCUGUGGAUGCUGAUUCUGGACACAACGCCUGGCUUUCCUACCAUGUCAUUCAAGCCACUGAACCAGGAUUCUUCACUGUUGGUUCUCACACUGGUGAAAUCAGGACCACAAGGGCCUUUGUGGAGAAAGAUGCUGCGAAACAGAAACUGGUCAUCUUGGUGAAGGAUAAUGGCCAGCCAUCACUCUCAGCCACUGUGACGCUGAACUUGGUGUUUGCCGAGAACUUUCAGGAGGCCCUUCCAGAAAUGAAGAACCAGUCCAGGAGCUCUGACUAUCAGUCCGACCUGCAGUUCUACCUGGUGCUGGCCUUGGCUUUGAUGUCAUUCUUGUUUCUCUUGACAGUGAUCCUGGCCAUUCUGAUGAAGCUUCGGCGAUCAGGGAAUCCCAAAUUCCUGCAGUGCUUUGCUCCUGUUCCCCAUUCAAAGGCUGGAGCCAUCUUCCCACCAAACUUUGAAGAUGGGACUUUGCCUUAUUCCUACCAGCUGUGCCUGUCCUCAGAAUCCAGGAAGAAUGAGUUCACUUUCCUGACCCCCAAUAUUCAGAUUGCAGACAAUAUUCUAUGCAACAACACAUCUGGUGUGCCUAUCCUUAAUAAUGGAGAAAAAAGUUUAAAUUCUGAGAUGGAGAGUACGGACAAGGUAUAG
This is a messenger RNA of Gekko japonicus, 2427 nucleotides long. Its product is annotated as protocadherin gamma-B1-like. Gene Ontology annotation, molecular function: calcium ion binding. The record is from RefSeq and is a predicted model, not a curated record. Gene Ontology annotation, biological process: homophilic cell-cell adhesion. Lineage: Eukaryota; Metazoa; Chordata; Lepidosauria; Squamata; Gekkonidae. Bases 1 to 2427 code for a protein of 808 amino acids. Gene Ontology annotation, cellular component: plasma membrane. The transcript has a single exon.